CGCUCAAACCCCUGCAAGAGUUUGGCAGUUUUGCUACAGUUCCUAAUUGAUCCCGGAGAGAACCGGAAGUUAAUAACCUGAAAAUUUUCUCCGCGUCCUGACUCCGGUGGGUUGCACACAUAUCAAGAGAAACUCAACCCAUCCUUGUCCAAAGAUAACUCUGAAAAUGGAUUCUCGUGAAGAAACCAAAGUUGCUGGAAUCUGUGAGAGUUUCCAAAUGGGCGGAGAACGAAGUGAAAUCUCCGCCCUGCAGGCGAGGCGGAGGUUUAUGAUCACGGACAUAUUAAACAGCAGCCUAGAGAGCAGAGAUCAGAAAGGAUUAGAUAUGCGCCUACUGUUUCCUCGUCUUCCUUUAAACCUUAGCUCCGACCCGGAGAAGGCGGAUACAGAGACAGAUACAGAUAACGAGGCGGAGGAGGAUGGAGAGGCGGAUGAUGAGAAAGGUCAAGACUUAUCAGGUUCGAACCACUCCUCCUCGUCUUAUUCGAAGAAACAGAGAAAAGCUCGAACUGCGUUCUCUGAUCACCAGCUUGGAACUCUCGAGACAUCGUUCGAGAGGCAGAAAUACCUCUCGGUCCAGGAUAGGAUGGAGCUGGCAGCUAAACUAAACCUAACAGAUACUCAGGUUAAAACCUGGUAUCAAAAUAGAAGGACAAAAUGGAAGCGCCAGACUGCUGUUGGCAUAGAGCUGCUAACAGAAGCUGGAAAUGUUGCAGCUCUACAGCAGAUGUAUCGAGGACUAGGCUAUUCCUGGCCUAUCAACCAUCCAUCCUUUCCUCCCUCUCUCUCCCCCUUGUCCACCCUAGAUAUGUAUUACAGGCAAGCCGCCGCGGCCCAUUCUCUUCAACGUCCUUUUCCUUAUAAACUGCUCCCAGGGGGAGGAGGAACCCCCCUCCCACCCUCUCCUCAUCCCUCACUUUUCUCAUCCUCUCCUCUCCUCCACCCAUCACACCUUAGCUCUCACCUACCUCCCCUCUCCCUCCCUGCAGCAUCUACCGCCCUGCAGGAAAUGACGUCAGAACGGUUUCAUUCUCCUCCCUCCUCUCCUCGAUCUCCAUGUCCCUAUCCAUCCUCCUCUCCUCCUCUCUCCCUGGUCACAUCCUCAUCUCCAACCCGUCAAAUAUCUCCGGAACCUCGGUAAUCCAGGAAUACAAGUUCUUCCAAGUUUCUCCAUGUGUCAGAAUAAACAGAAGUCAAUGUCGGCGCUUCCUCAGCUCAAGGGAUAGGAAACCCUCCUAGUCAUCCUAUAGCAGGAUAAAAAGAGCGCUCAUACAUCUCGUUUCUGAGAUGGUGUAGAGAGCCGACAUUAAUUGACGAUUAUAAUGGGUUAGGAAGGUUCCCAAGAUUCCCGACUAGUCAUCAUAUUAAAUUAUUCUCAUGUUUUUAUAAGCUGCUCCAAACCAUGCUGCUGACUGUAUUAUUAUUCAGCUGAGAUUUUGACAAAUAAAUUUAAUGUUAAAUGUUUAA
Molecule: messenger RNA, 1467 nt
Organism: Eurytemora carolleeae
Lineage: Eukaryota; Metazoa; Arthropoda; Copepoda; Calanoida; Temoridae
Product: homeobox protein B-H1
Exons: 3
Coding region: 167-1141 (324 amino acids)
Biological process (GO): regulation of DNA-templated transcription
Molecular function (GO): DNA binding; DNA-binding transcription factor activity, RNA polymerase II-specific
Source: RefSeq, a predicted model, not a curated record